This is a messenger RNA of Paramisgurnus dabryanus, 2583 nucleotides long. It is a transcript of the gene wls, whose product is annotated as Wnt ligand secretion mediator. Gene Ontology annotation, biological process: Wnt signaling pathway; intracellular protein transport; Wnt protein secretion. NCBI's taxonomy places the organism in Eukaryota, Metazoa, Chordata, Actinopteri, Cypriniformes, Cobitidae. Gene Ontology annotation, molecular function: Wnt-protein binding. Gene Ontology annotation, cellular component: organelle membrane; endomembrane system. The record is from RefSeq and is a predicted model, not a curated record.
GCUGCUCACUAGUGUUUGAGACGCAGCCCGUCUCGCGCUCUCAAUCUCGGACAGCGCACUGGUUCACCUGGAUGCCGUGAUUUUCUCUUCUUUCCACUUUAUCUUAUCGCACCACCAAAAGAGACUUUGCUUUGAAAAUGGCAGGCGCUAUUAUAGAGAACAUGAGCACCAAAAAGUUGGUGAUCGUGGUAGUCAUUUUGCUUUUAUUCCAGGCGUUCUCCUUUAUGGUCGGAGGAUUGAUUGCUCCGAGUCCCACCUCAGCCAUCCACUACCUGGCUACAAAGUGCGUGGACAAUGCGAAGACCAAGGGCCCCAGCUGGUUCAUGCCUUGGGGCCCUGACCAGUGCGCUAAGAUCAGAGACUUUGAGGAGGCCACGGCCAAGAGAAUCGAAGCCAAUGAUAUUGUGUUUGCAGUCCACAUUCCCUUACACAACCGAGAGAUGAGUCCCUGGUUCCAGUUUAUGCUUGUGAUCCUCCAGUUUGACAUUGCUUUCUACACGCAAAACCCAAUUGUUGAAGGUUUGGUUACGAUGGAUGUUCGACUGGCCUAUAGGGAUGAUCAAGUGAGUAAAUGGACUGAGAUGGCCCAUUCCAUCGAACAUCGCAAACUGGACUGCAUUUUAAACGCAACCAAGACUCCAGAGAAUGAUGGGCGCUACUAUGAUUGUGAACUUUUGCCUUUCAUGGAGGUUGGCAGCGUUGCCCAUAAAUACUAUCUUAUCAACAUCAGACUCCCCGUAAACGAACGCAAAAAUGUCAACAUCGGGAUUGGAGAAAUCAAAGACAUCCGACUUGUGGGCAUUCAUCAGAACGGUGGCUUCACGAAGGUGUGGUUCGCUAUGAAGACAUUUCUCACUCCCAGCAUCCUCAUUAUCAUGAUCUGGUACUGGAGGAGAAUCACCCAAAUGACCAGACCACCAGUCCUGCUGGAAAAGAUUAUUUUUGCUCUGGGAAUAUCUAUGACCUUCAUCAAUAUUCCAGUGGAAUGGUUUUCAGUUGGUUUUGACUGGACCUGGAUGCUGUUGUUUGGUGACAUCCGUCAGGGCAUCUUCUACGCCAUGCUGCUUUCCUUCUGGAUCAUCUUCUGUGGAGAACAUCUCAUGGACCAGACUGAGAGAAACCGCAUCUCUGUGUACUGGAAACAGGUUGUACCCAUUAUGUUUGGCUCCCUCUGUCUCUUCAUCUUUGACAUGUGUGAGAGAGGUGUACAGCUGAAAAACCCUUUCUACAGUAUCUGGGCAUCAGAUGUUGGGACUAAGCAGGCUAUGGCCUUCAUCAUUGUGGCGGGAAUCUGUGCAUGUCUCUACUUUCUGUUCUUGUGCUUUAUGGUGUUUCAAGUUUUCAGAAAUGUUAGUGGGAAAAGGUCAUCUCUGCCUGCUAUGACGAAGGCUCGUCGGCUGCACUAUGAGGGCCUGAUCUUUCGCUUCAAGUUCCUGAUGUUGGUCACACUGGCAUGUGCUGCCAUGACUGUCAUUUUCUUCAUCAUAAGUCAGGUGAACGAGGGCCACUGGCGCUGGGGUGCGUACACGGUUCAAGUCAACAGUGCAUUCUUUACUGGCAUUUAUGGCAUGUGGAAUCUCUAUGUGUUUGCCCUCAUGUUUCUGUACGCACCAUCUCACAAACGUUAUGGGGAUGAACAGUCAAGCGUAAAUGAUCAGGGUGGAAACAGUGGUGAGGAAAAUCAGCUCACCACCACCAUCACACACGUGGAUGGACCUACAGAGAUCUACAAAAUGACUGGAAAGGAAGCUCAAGAGUAGAAAUCAAGACUUCUUAUACCUCUCUUAUACCUUUUGGGUGCACUGUGCGGUCCCUCUAAUUUCAAACAAAAAUUCAUAGCCCCUUUCUGACAGGUGACAUGAGUUGUUACGUGACCUAUUGCAUUGAUGUUCAGACAAAGAGCCGCUGCAUGAGCAGAGCUGUACAUCCUGUUGGUGGUGGGAAAAUUAAGCAGUUCAUUUUGGACUGCAGAUAAAGACACUGUUAUUUCCAAGGACCAAUGCAAAGUAUUUCUAAAAUCAUGGAGAAGAUGGAAACAAGAUCUGUUUUUUUUUUAACAAUGCAGCAACAAGUUAUUAUCUUGUAUUUAAUAUAUAAAUAGUUGUUUCUCUUUGAUUUCGCCUUUUUUGAAGGUAAUUUGUAUUGCAAACAGCAGUGCAAAAGGCGUUGUCUCUGUCAACAUACAGUUCUGUAUAGGUAUAGAUGAUUCUGUUCCUCAUCAGACUUCUUUAAACACUCCCGACCAAAUGUAAACACACCCAGGGAACCCAUAACACAAAUGACUGAGUUCAAAGGUCUCCCUGAACAUUGUUUUGGAUUUGAGAUACAAAUAGAUCGCUAGAUUCAGGUUCUCAUAGCCUGAAUGGCAAACACUACAUUCAUUAUGUUACAAUGUAGAGCUAUAUUUUUUAUAAAGUGCUUAUUUUCAUCUGUAUGAAAGCAUUAGCUGUGUAUCACUGUGUUGUAAAAAAGUAUUUCGAAUUUGUACAAUUGUAUCACAUGUGGAAUCUAGGGUUUUUUGUCAUGCUUUUAUGCUAUUUUAAAAUAAUAAAAAAUACUGUUUAGGUCUGUUUGCAUAAUCAA